Messenger RNA from Quercus robur (English oak), 1176 nucleotides. RefSeq lists its product as uncharacterized. The coding region runs from base 1 to 1176 and encodes 391 amino acids. The record is from RefSeq and is a predicted model, not a curated record. The transcript has a single exon. NCBI's taxonomy places the organism in Eukaryota, Viridiplantae, Streptophyta, Magnoliopsida, Fagales, Fagaceae.
AUGAAGUCAGACCCCGAGAGACUGGUUGUAACGUGUGUACACGAUGCAUGUCUGUGGUCAAUUCGAGCUAUCUACAGCAAAAGGCACAAGCUGUGGAUGAUCACAACAUCUAAGGGUCCCCACACUUGCUCAACACUCCAAGUGGAUCAUGAUGGAAGGAUGAUGGAUUCGAAGUUCAUUGCCAUCACACUUGAGUCAUACGUACGGGAAGACAUUUCAAGAACAGUAGCAACCCUGCGUAGUGUUCUUCAUGCGAAGCACGGCCAUUGGGCGUCUCACUAUAAGGUUUGGGAUGCAAAACAGAAAGCCGUUGCAGCCAUCUACGGUGGUUUCGAUGAGUCAUACGCAGAAUUGCCUCGGUUCCUGGCAGCGUUAAAAGAUGCAGAUCCAACCACAGUGACACAGUUGAAGUGCGACCACCGUAGUGUGCCGGGAACUUGCACAUUUAACUGUGCCUUUUGGGCUUUUGGUCCGUGUAUAGAAGGGUUCAAGUAUUGUAGGCCGGUGAUAAGCAUCGAUGCAACGCACCUCUAUGGCAAGUACAAGGGGAAGUUGUUGAUAGCAAUGGCAACGGAUGCUAACAACGAGGUUUAUCCACUCGCGUUUGCCAUUGUUGAGAGUGAGAGCAAGGAGACAUGGGGAUGGUUCUUGGCAUGCCUGAAACGAUAUGUUAUGGACCGGACAAAUCUUUGCAUCAUCUUUGACCGACAUUCGGGUAUAAAAGCUUGCUUUGAUGACACAAGGAUGACUUGGUUGCAGCCUCCCCAGGCCCAUCACCGGUAUUGCCUCCGCCAUGUAGUUAGCAAUGUGAACACAAAAUGGAAAAUUCCGGAGUUGAAGAACAUGGUAUGGAGGGCCGCAAGCGCGAAUCAAGUUAGAAAGUUUCAGGCCACACUGGAUUUAAUUCGCAAUGUCAAACCGGCUGCACACAGGUACUUGGAAAAUGAAAACAAAGAAAAGUGGACACUUGCACACGACGGAGGGCGUCGAUACGGAGCAAUGACAACCAACCUAUCGGAGUGUUUUAAUGGAGUACUGAAAGGUGCACGCAGCUUGCCAAUCACGGCAAUGGUGAGGUACACCUUCAUCAAAGUGAACUCCUACUUUAACGCUCGUCGUAAUCUCGCUCUAGAGCAAUUGGAAGCGGGUCAAGGACUUCGGUUUCCUCUUCGAUAA